GAAAGCACUUGUGGCAAUCAUAGGGUGCACGUGUUGAAAGCAUACAAUCCCUGAGCCUUUUUCUUGCUCAGAGGAGGCGUUGCAACUUACGUUAUAAUCAUUUAAACCAAUUGAAGGGUGAUAGAAAGUCAAGUGCCUGCUGCUUCAACCAGGAGGAAAGGAUUCCAGUGAUAGUCUAAAGGAAAACUAUGGGGAUAUUAUAUUCACAGCCCAUUUGUCAUGCAGCUUAUCGUAAUGAUUUGAAUGAAGUCCAACUUCUGCUGGAAGAAGACAUCAAUAAUUUAAACGUCCAGGACAGUUUUGGUGGAGAUACGCCAUUAAUUUGUGCUUGCAAACAGGGGCAUAACAGAAUAGUGAGUUACCUUCUAAAAAUGAAUGCAGACGUCAACAUCAGAAAUAAGAAAGAACGAACGUGUUUGCAUUAUGCUGUCAAAAAACGGUUUGGCUUCAUUGAUUACUUGCUCAUUAUCAUCUUAAUGCCUGUUAUGCUUAUUGGAUAUCUCCUCAUGGUAUCAAGAAGUAAGCAGAAUGAAAACCUCAUCAAGCUGUUACUUAGAGCUGGUGUAGACGUUAAUGCUACUGAUGAUUUAGGAAGAACAGCCCUGCACUAUGCAUGUGAAAUGAAGAACCAGUCCAUCAUUCCUUUACUAGUUGAAGCUGGAGCUGAUCUAUCCAUAAAGGAUAAGAAAGAAGAAACUCCAUUGGACAUAGCAAGAAGAUUGAAGUUUACCAACAUAGAGUCCAUCUUAAAGAAGAAAUCCUAGACUGUAAUGGGGCAUUGACAUGGCUGGGGCUACUACACAAUUCACAGUAAUAAGUGUGCUUGCAUUCCCAUUUUAAUGUGAGCUCAUGUCUAGAGUUGAUGGCAUAUCUAUGCAACACAGACAUAAAGCAUUUAUUACGCUGCUCUAUACUGAUCACUGAUGGGAUGUGACUCAAAUAACAUGUUCACUUUUGUGAAUAGUAGGAUUUUCAUUGCCAUUUCCCCUCCCAACACAUGAUGUCUCUAAGAGUAUUUAUUUGUUAUGCCUUAUCUGUAAAAGCAGAGCAAUUUUAGCAAUAAAGUAAUCUUUUGUAUAGUA
This is a messenger RNA of Anolis sagrei ordinatus, 1082 nucleotides long. RefSeq names its product ankyrin repeat domain 22 (gene ANKRD22). NCBI's taxonomy places the organism in Eukaryota, Metazoa, Chordata, Lepidosauria, Squamata, Anolidae. The record is from RefSeq and is a predicted model, not a curated record. Gene Ontology annotation, molecular function: protein binding.